Molecule: messenger RNA, 624 nt
Organism: Culex quinquefasciatus (southern house mosquito)
Lineage: Eukaryota; Metazoa; Arthropoda; Insecta; Diptera; Culicidae
Exons: 4
Coding region: 24-572 (182 amino acids)
Source: RefSeq, a predicted model, not a curated record
AUAGGUUCAGUUUACUUUAAAUAAUGUUGUUAACCAGUGCAUUUUUGAUGUUAUUCAUAACUUCUUUUAAAAUCAGCUAUGCUGUUCUAUCGAUCGACUUCGACGAUGAUUUCCGCAUUUGCGAAAAUGGAAAACCUUUACCAGAGGAUGAUUUUUCACAGUUUCACAUACAGCCAGAGCAGGAUGGAUCGAUUACGAUGAAUGGGACGUACAGAUUCAAGCAGGAAUACGGCAGUCCGACAAGGUGGAAUAUGUACACCGAGCGAUUGGAACGGGGCAGCUGGAUCCCUGGGAUAGUUUCUCGAGAUGUACGGGACAUUUGCCUUCUUUUGCAAAUGCCACAUGAGGUUUGGUACCCGUACACGCAUAUAAUGAAGCAGAAAUCGUGUCCCUAUCGGGUCGGACACGAAGAGCACAUCAACAACAUGAACAUUGGAAAUUUCGCUGCAAUGCUUAAGGUCCCCCCGUCGUUUAUCGGCGAGUGGCGAAUGUACUACGAGAUCACAUCAACCCGGAACGUGAAGCGCGUUGUGGAGUGCAUGAUGAUUCCGAUCACCGUUUCGGAAGUUUGAACGAGCAAUCCGUAACUUUUCAGUAAACCUUUAAUAAAGUUCAUGUAAGAAA